Molecule: messenger RNA, 978 nt
Organism: Striga asiatica
Lineage: Eukaryota; Viridiplantae; Streptophyta; Magnoliopsida; Lamiales; Orobanchaceae
Source: the annotation of a GenBank genome assembly
AUGUCCACUCCUAAAAACCCUUCACCACCCAAAACUCGAGCUCGAACACCAGAAGCUUCAUCAUCAUCAUUCGACGAAUUCGACGACUUCAUAGACAUAGAGUUGAUUACGAGCCCGAAAAAUACCAAACCCGAAUUCGAGUUCCAAACGGGCCUCGACCCGUCCGCUUUCCCGGCCGACGACCUCUUCUACAACGGCAAGCUCCUCCCCCUCCUCCUCCCCUCCCGCCGCCAAAUGCUCCACCACCUCUCCUCCUCCUCCGGCGGCGGCGGCGGUGGGGCCCACCACCACCACUCGGCCCCACCAACCGACACCCUCAAUACCCCAACCGAGUCGUGCCGAGUCAGCUGCGAACUCAACCCGGACGACUACUUUUUCCACUGGUCCACAGACCUCAACAACAACAACAGCAACAACAAAAACAGCAACAACAAAAACGUUAAUAAUGUUAAUUAUAAUUACUACUCUAAAUCGAGCCGGAAAAACCUCGUGUGGCCGAAAAAGCUCGGCCGGAAGCUAAAAUCCUAUUUGAAGCCGAUCUUCGCCAUCCGAUCGGCCGACGACGAGAAUUCUUCUCGGGAAAUCGCGAAAACAACAACACCCACAACAAUAGCUUCUAUAAUGAAGGGCAACGAAAUUAAAGAUGGGGUUCAAGAGGAGGAUCAUCAUAGGAGGUCGUUUUCGAAGGCGAUUAAACGGCAUUCGCCGGUUAAGUGUUUGUCUUCUUCGUCUUCGUCCUCUGCAUCUUCUUCAUCUUCGUCGUUUGUUUCGAAUAAUUCGAACGGUUCAAACGGGCUCGGGAGGAGUAGCAGCGCGACCGAGAUCGAGGGCUCGAUUGAGGCAGCCAUUGCUCAUUGCAAGAGGACUUUCGAAGGUUUCGGUUCUGGUAAAUCGAGUAAUGAGACAGGGGUUCUUGCAUUCUCUGUUUCAAAGGAUGAUGUUGAAGGUUGUAAGAGAACAGGUGUUUGUAGCAUUUGA